Debaryomyces fabryi is the source of this 2004-nucleotide messenger RNA. RefSeq names its product LMBR1 domain-containing protein. The coding region runs from base 1 to 2004 and encodes 667 amino acids. Lineage: Eukaryota; Fungi; Ascomycota; Pichiomycetes; Serinales; Debaryomycetaceae. The transcript has a single exon. The record is from RefSeq and is a predicted model, not a curated record. Gene Ontology annotation, cellular component: membrane.
AUGUGGUUUCUUCCACUUCUAUGCUAUAUAUUUGCAUUGGCAUUGACAUUGACUGGUAUACAAUUUCAUAUAUCUAUAUUUAAAUACCCAGCUUAUCUUGUCAUUCCAUUUACAUUAGCAGUUUUCAUACCAUUAUCGAUUACAUUUUUAUUGCCUAUUGACUACGUAGCGCAUAAUUCGCCACUGUCAAUAAUAUGGUUCGAUUUACCUGAUAAGGUUAUAUUGUACUUGUGGAAAUUUAAUUAUUGGACCACCUUCUUGUUGACGUGGUUGAUUCUACCAUUGUUGCAGGAGUUUUUCAGAUCGGGACAUUUCAAUAAGUUGAGUAGAUUUAAGGAUGCAGUUAAGAGGAACAUUAAGUUUCAGUUAAUUAUAUUAGGGGUCUCAACUGCAGGGCUAAUUUAUUUAAUAUUGGAAGUAGGAUUGUCGCUCAGUCACUUAAAGUUGAUGAUUAUUGCAAUUUCGCAUAUUUACUCGUUAGUAUUGGCUUUAUGGCUUAUGGCUCACGGGUUGAUCAGCAUUCCAAGGAACAAAUGGAUUAGUGGAAAUUUGUUGCAGGACUUAAACCAUCAUUACCUCAAGGUUCCUAAAUUAGUAGAUAAUUUAGAAGAUAUUAAAAUCACAUUCAAAGAAGACGUUUUACAAGUGCUAGUUUUGGCAAAAAACUUCACCAGUGCUUCAGGUGAAGAUUUCCGUUUUAGGGAUUGGAUAUUACAGCUAUAUUAUAAGAUUCCUCUUGAUAUAAAGGAAUUCAUGGAACAACAGUAUACGCAUGGUGAAAGUAACACUAUCAACAGAGAUCAAGUAACAACCCAUUUUAUGACUAAGUUGACUGCUAAUUUUAAUCUGAAUUUGAAUAAAUUAAAUUCAUACGAAGCCGAAUUCAAUUCAUUAUUGAAAAAGAUUGUUUCUUUAGAAGAUGUAUUAAAUUGCAGUACAAAUGACGACUUACAGCAAAGAAGUCGCUUAGUUUAUAGAAUUGAUAAUCAUCUCACACUAUUACUGGCUAAUAAUAAGUUUAUUUUGGAAUAUUAUAUGAGACCAGUUCUUAAUAGAUUGUUAUCCAUUAUUUUAUUCAUUUCAUCCUUCAUAAUACUUGAAUCUGAAUUCUUCCAUUCGACUCCAAUUUCAUUGAUGAAUAUAUUGAUCUAUUCAACAGGUAUCAAUAAUCAUAAUUUGCUCCAGUUGAUCGUCUGUUGUAUUACAUUCUCAUACAUGCUUUUCGCAUCCUUGAAUUCGUUAACACGUUUGAAAAUUUUCAAUAUGUAUCACUUGGUCCCUCAUAAUUCAGACCCAGUAUCAGCAUGUUUCUACACAACUUAUAUUGCAAGAUUGACUAUUCCGUUGUCAUACAAUUUUAUAACACUAUUCGUGUCCCGUAACUCAAUCUUUGAAACAUGGUUUGGAAAGUCAAUACAUUUAACUGGUUUGUUUAACUCCAUGAAUAAUUGGAUACCUAGAUUUGUGUUGAUUCCUGUAUUGUUAACUGUUUUCAAUGUUUACGACAAAUUGAAGAAAAAAAUAGGUCUUACAUCUGAUUUGUACGACUCGUGGGCCCUCUUUGAUGACGACGAUGAGAACGGAGAAAACAGAAGUGACGUUGAAAAUCUCAAUAAUAAGCGCAAAGAUCUAAUUAUUGUUGAAGCUAAGCGUAUAAUUAACAGGGAGAUGCUUAAAUUAUCACAACAGCGUUCAUCCCGACCUGAAACUUUAAGACCAUUUAAUUUGACGAAUGCUGCAAACUUAAAUUAUGAGAGCAACAGGUUACAAUUCAACAAUUCUUUGAUGGAAUCUACAGACCAAAGAGUUGAUUCAUCGUAUAGUGACGAUGUUACUGAUAAUAGAAACGAUUUAAAUAGCUCUGGGAUUCUGAACAGUAAAUUAUGGGGUAAACUUGGCGGCGUUAUCAAUGGUAUUAGAUCCAAUGUAGCUACAACUUUCAAUCAAAAUACUAGAAGGGAAUACAGGGAUGAUCCAGAAGAUUCUGAUAACAUUUUACUUUAG